Messenger RNA from Nannospalax galili (Upper Galilee mountains blind mole rat), 4619 nucleotides. It is a transcript of the gene Mefv, whose product is annotated as MEFV innate immuity regulator, pyrin. The record is from RefSeq and is a predicted model, not a curated record. Gene Ontology annotation, molecular function: zinc ion binding. The coding region runs from base 780 to 3212 and encodes 810 amino acids. The transcript is spliced from 11 exons. Lineage: Eukaryota; Metazoa; Chordata; Mammalia; Rodentia; Spalacidae.
UAGGUGGAGCUACCACGAAUGGGCGGGGCCUACACAUGGAAAGCGGUGAGGGUGGAAACUGCUCACCGUCUGGGUUAGAUUUCCUCGGAAAGGUUUGCUAAAAGAUAAAUUCCUGAGACGCGCUUGAACCAGAAUCCAGCUGAGUCAGUGUCGGAAUGGGCCCCAGAAAGGUCAGUUGAAAUCCUUUCCGAAGGUAGAUCCCAGGCUCCAGGACAAUUAUGGCUCAAAGCAGAAAACGCUAGAGCCGCGUGGGGCCUGCCGGGAGCUGUAGUCCACGAACUGCGCCUGCGCGUCUUGCCAAGCUUCAUGAUACAUGCUUACUGCGUGAGCGUCUCUGAGGGGCGCUAUCCGGAGUCUACUAUUGAGAGGCGGUCCGGCUGGACGUCCAAGUCCUCCACCUUCGGGAUGCCGCGGGUUGACCCUGAGGAAUGUGCGGGGCAUGAGUUUUAAUUUCCAGUCUCCAGGCGCGGGUCUAUGACUCAACUCUGUUGUGAAUUCCAGGCUGAGGGAAGAAGCAGAAGACAGGACGGGCCAAGCCUGAGGCUGGAGCGUGUUCGCGACAGGCAACUCGUGGGCUCGGCAGGUGCUAGGAGAAAAGCAAAGAUUUUCAAAAUCAAAGAUGAAGAUAAAAAUCAGGAUUUACACAGGGCUGAAACAGGAAAGUGAAGUAGAAGUCAGCUCUCCCAAUGUAACUUCCAUUGGCUCUGGAACUACCUUGAGGUUCAUCCUGGGCUAACCCUAAGUCAGACAGUUGGCUGCAGCAGCUCCUGGUCAGUGCCAUGGCCAAUACCCUCAGUGACCAUCUACUGAACACCUUGGAGGGGCUGUUGCCCUAUGACUUCGAGAAGUUCAAGUUCAAAUUGCAGAACACCAGCCUGGAGAAGGACCAUUUCCGGAUCCCUCGGGGCCAUCUGCAGAUGGCAAGGCCCAUAAAGCUGGCCACCCUGCUGCUCACCUACUAUGGGGAGGAGUAUGCUGUGCGGCUGACCUUGCAGAUCCUGCGGGCCAUGAACCAACGCCAGCUAGCAGAGGAGCUCCACAAGGCCACAGGCCCAGAACAUUCUGCUGAAGAGAUUGGAACUGACAGUUAUGUAGGGUCUUCAGAAGAGAAUAAGGCCAAGAGUAUGAAUGUGCCAGGUGUCCUGGAAAGUGAUGGGCAGAAGCAGAGUGGUGACCAAUCAGCCACCCUGCCAGCCAGCCAGCCUGAAGUGGUGAAGAGGCCCCAGAAGAAGUCUCCUGUCAAAAGGAGCGAUCAGAAGGGUCCUGAGGGCCUGGACUCCCAGACCAAGCCAUGGGCUAGGAGCACAGCACCACUCUACAGGAGAAGCCCAGUCCCCAGCCAGUCACCAGGGGACAAGGAAAGCAGGGCAAGUGCCCAGCUGCGCAGGAAUGCCAGCUCUGCAGGAAGACUGCAGGGGCUCUACUAUAAUGGCAUCCCGGGGAGGAGAGAAUGCAAGAAAUCUGAAGUGUAUUUGCCUUCAGGAAAGAAGAGACCCAAAAGUCUUGAAAUCACUAUUUCUUCAGGAGGAGGACCCCCAAAUCCAGAAAUGUUUCUGACUCAAAAAGAAACAAGAAAUGGAAAUCCACCCUCAGCAGCCACCCCCAGAGGACUACCCACUCUGGAUAUAGGCACUACUGUGUCUCUGGAGAAAGACUUGGGGAACCCAGAACAUUUCAUAGUCCUAGAGGUAGAAACAUGCAGGACCACACUUCCCAAAGCAUUGUUGGCUGGAGAGAAGAAGUGCACUAUAUUUUGGAAGGAAAACGGAAUUGGGGGUCCAGGUACUCUUGAGCUCUCACAGAAGAUGUCCAGCAGUGCUCUCUCUGAGUCCCCCAAUCCAGAAGUGCCUUUGUCAGUAUGUGAGAAACAAGAACAGACUCUGGAAGACUCAGCAUCCUUAGGAUCAGUGGCUUGUAAAGGAAGGUCACAGGAUGAGGCUGCCUGUCCUCUUUGCCACACCCAGGAAGGAGACUUGCAGGGUGGCAGCUUUGUGCAAAAUUCCUGCAGCUGCUCCAUCGCUCCUGGUGAUCCCAAGGCAUCAGGCAGAUGCUCAUCCAUAUGCUCCCAGUGCCAGAUGUCACCUGCAAGGAAGAGCUCUGGAGACCUGAACUCCCAGCUCCUGCCACAGUGCCCACGCCACAUGAAUCAGGUACAGCUGCUCUUCUGUGAGGAUCACAAGGAGUCCAUCUGCCUCAUCUGCAGGCUCAGUCAGGAGCAUCGAGGCCAUCGGGUGUGCCCCAUUGAAGAGGCUGCAUUGGAGUACAAGGAGCAAAUCCAGAAGCAACUGGAGCACCUGAAGGAGCUGAAGAAAUGUGGGGAGGAGCACAGGCUGCAGGGGGAAAAGACCACAGAGAGCUUCCUGAAACAAACAGAAACCCAGAAGCAGAGGGUCCAGUGUCAGCUGGAAAAGUUGUACCAGUUUCUGGAGCAACAAGAGCAGCUGUUUGUGGACUGGCUACAGGAGCUAGGCCAGACCAUUGGACAGGUCCAGAAGACAUAUGACACCCAGGUGUCCCAGGACAUCGCCCUCCUGGACGAAUUGAUUGGAGAACUGGAGGCCAAGCAAGGUCAGCCGGAAUGGAAGCUCAUGCAGGACAUUGGAGUCACCUUGCACAGGGCUAAGACAGUGACUGUUCCUGAGCCCUUGACCACUCCUCCAGACGUGAAAGAAAAGAUUCACCUACUCUACCAGAAAUCAGAGUUUGUGGAGAAGAGUAUGCAGUACUUCUUAGAAACACUGCAUUCUAAAAUGGAAACAUUCAAUGCUGUGGAUGUAAGUCAAUGGGGAGGGCACCGGCCAAGCAUACCAGAGGUCCUGAGUCCAAUCCCCAGCAACCACCUAAAGUGGACUUGUGGAGACACACGGGUCAAUAAUGUAGUCCUUGAAUCAGGACCUCAAGCUCACCCCCAGCCUCAGCCAGCUCAAGACCCACCUGAGCUAUAUGAAACCCCGUCUCAGAACAACAAAAGAAAAGCUAGAUCUUUCCUGAAAUGGAAACCUCCAUUUGUUGGAGAGCCUUGGGAGAAUGUUUUGCCUACAGACUCCCCCCAGCUAGGUAUUCUUCUCUCUGCAGUUGAUGUAAUCCUGCAACCAGCAACUACUCACCUCAACCUCAUCUUUUCUGAUGAUAUGAAGAGUGUAAGACUUGGAAAUAAGUUGGAUUCACUGCCUGACAACCACCAAAGACUCAAAAUUACAUCGACACCCUGAGUACUCACACCCUUGUGUAUGACUGCCAUCACUGGUAGGCAGAGGUUGGAGAUGAGAUGGUAUAGGUCCUGGGAGCAUGCAGAGCAUUGCAAACAGGAAGGGAAAUAUAACUGUCACCAGAGAAUAGUCACUGAGUAGUAAUGACAACAAAGAAAACUGAGGACCAAGCAUCCAUUUUUCCUCCAACCCGCCUGUGAAUGAGACAGCCCCCCCACAAUGGGUGGGGAUCUUCCUAGACUGCACAGGACAGCCAAGUCCCACAUCUAUACAUUUACUAGUUUCUCUUCUGGGCCCCUUCAGUUUUCUUCAGCCCCAGGACACAUGAUGGAAGAACCUGGCUCCUCUGACCAUCUGUCCAGUCAGUAGCCAGAGGUUUCAUUAAGUGCUUGCACUUCCAUUCUGACUCCUGGUCUUACAUCUUGCAUUCAUGCACUCAGUAGUCACUAACUGGGUGUUAACUGAUAAAAAGCAUGUAAUGAAUAAGAAAAUAGUAUCAGUGCCUGUAUUAGUCAUUGUUCCUUUUGCUGUAAUAAAAUACCCUGACAGAAGCAACAAAAAGGAGGAAAUGUUUAUUUUGGUUCACAGUUCAAGGUUCAUCACAGCAGAGCAGUUGCAGUGGUAGGAACUUGAGGCAGCUGGUCACACUGCAUCCAUUGUCAAGAAGCAGAGAGUGAGGAAUGUGCUAAUGGUCAUGUUCAGCCAGCUUCCUCCUUUUCAUGCAGUCCAAGACCCAAAUCGAGGGACUGGGCCACCCAAAUUUGGGAUGGGUCUUUCACCUCAAUUAACCUAACUGAGAAAAGUCUUCGCAAGCAUGCCCAGAGGAUUGCCUCAUGGGUGAUUCUAGAGCCUGUCAAAUUGACUACCAUCAUUAGCCAUCACAGGACCCAAGUACCAAAUCCUAGCAGAGGUAAGCUAGAUAGUCAAAUACUGGUAAGCAAAGGUGAAGAUGACACAUACCAAUGGCAUGCAGAGGCAUCCAGAGGAGGAAGUACAUGGCUACUGUGUAAUAAACCAUGCAGCAUCAAGCACUCUCAGAUGUUCCUGAGAGAAGAUCCUACUUCAUUUUCCCUCCCUAGGGCAAGGAUGUAUUUGCCAUUCUGUCUUUCUUAACCUUGGACACAGAAAACAUAAGCAGACUCUAAAGAGGAUACACUUUCCUCUGUCUUAUUUUCACUCUUUUUUUUUUUGAGACAGGGUCUCAUUAUGUAGCCCUGGCUGGCUUGGAACUCACUAUGUAGACCAGGCAGGCCUCAAACUUACAGAGAUACACCUGCCUCUGCCUCCCAAGUGCUGAGAUUAAAGGUGUGGGCCACCAUGCUCUGCUUAUUCUAUUAAUGAAGCUCCUCUUCAGGCUUUAAAAGGAAGCUUCUUCUUUAAAAAAAAACUUUGAGAAUUACAUACAUGCAU